UUGAAAUCGAAACUGAAACUGUUGGAUGACUGAAGGGGUGGAGAGAACGGAGAGAAAGAAGAGGCAGAAGGAAAACAGAGGACAAAGGAUAUCUCUGUAAGCUGGAUCGCAUCAAACGCAUUAAGAUGCAGUGCCUCCAAGAUCAGGAUGCUCUAAUCCCUCGGCCUCGUGGGACUUUGCCAAGGGUGUGUGCCGCGGUGCUGGCUGCCGUAUCAAUAGGAGUCAUCGUGUUACUGUCUCCUGAAAGGUUAUUUGGCUGGGUUGCCAUGGUAAUACUCACCCUGACCCUUGGCCCUCUACUGCACGGGCUUUGUCUGCUAGCAGAGGAGGUGCUGUAUCAUUCGAACACAAGGUACCGAGGGGUGCUGAGCCACAUGCUGCCAGCCUGCGGUUUGGGGGGAAAGACCCUGCUGACCGCAGGGCUGGCUGGCCUUCUGCUCUACUUGGCCGGACAUCCUCUGCCACACAAAGGCCAGUGUGGGAAACUCCUCGUCCUGGCCUCGGUUCUUUACGCGCUGUUCAAAAGCCUGGGAGUCCUGGGCCCGUCAGAGGUGGAGGUGUCAGACAUCUGCGAGCGGAGAAAGAUGAACGUGGCCCAUGGCUUGGCCUGGUCCUUUUACCUGGGCUAUCUGCGACUCGUGCUACCGCAUUUGGAGGAUUCCAUCACAAAAUUUCAUGCCACCCAUCAGGCAAACAGCCCCUUCAGGAGUCGUGGCUCCAGGAAGCUCCUUAUUCUCAUACCUCUCAACGCCAACAUUUCUCACAAGCUGGAGGACGAGGACGACAACAUCCAUUUCUAUGACAACUUACCCAACAAUGAAAUAAACAGGGCGGGAGUCCGGGGGCGGGUCUACAAGCACAGCGUCUACAGAGUACUGGACGGGGAUGGAAAGGCCCAUGAGUGUGUGGUGGAGUAUGCAACGCCUCUGCUGACGCUUUACAGCAUGUCCCAGGAGAGCAGCGCUGGUUUCGGGGAGCCUGAGCGCAGACAGCAGGUUCUGCUCUUCUACAGGACCCUGCAGGACAUACUGGAUCACUCGCUGGAGUGUCGCAACCGCUACACACUCAUCCUGCUCAAAGAUGAGCACGAGGACGACCCUCACGUCCUGUCCAAGGCCAUCCUCAGACACCUGCAGCAGCAGGAGAAAGAGGAGUUCUGCCUCACCCCACCCCCUCACCAGGAGACGGAGCACCCGUUGUCGAGUACUCCAAGUUCCCUCCCCAUAAACAAUUACUGGCACCACCCCGACCCAAUGAGCAGGGAGCCCACGCUCAUGUUUAGCCUGGAGAGACCUCUGCCUCUCAAGGAACCUGUUGAGAACACCGACGAUUAUCAAGGAAGACAAUAAACACUGUUUUGUCAUAGUAUAGUCUUGUUAUACAUAUACCAGCCUGACAGAUAAUAGCAAUUAAAACCUUUGCCACCUUUGCUUAGCAGAAGAGUUAUGUUUCAUUUGACCUUCUCUGUGUUUAAUGGUUUAGUGAGUAACUAUUGCCAGAGUCUCUGGCAACAGUAUUAUGUGUCAUUGUGACCAACAUUAAAGGUUAAGUAUGUAAUA
This is a messenger RNA of Micropterus salmoides (largemouth bass), 1559 nucleotides long. RefSeq names its product stimulator of interferon response cGAMP interactor 1 (gene sting1). The record is from RefSeq and is a predicted model, not a curated record. The transcript has 7 exons. Gene Ontology annotation, molecular function: cyclic-di-GMP binding; 2',3'-cyclic GMP-AMP binding. Gene Ontology annotation, biological process: activation of innate immune response; positive regulation of type I interferon production; innate immune response. Gene Ontology annotation, cellular component: endoplasmic reticulum membrane; autophagosome. The coding region runs from base 126 to 1349 and encodes 407 amino acids. NCBI's taxonomy places the organism in Eukaryota, Metazoa, Chordata, Actinopteri, Centrarchiformes, Centrarchidae.